Alosa sapidissima (American shad) is the source of this 3437-nucleotide messenger RNA. RefSeq names its product sodium- and chloride-dependent GABA transporter 1. The transcript has 15 exons. Gene Ontology annotation, biological process: sodium ion transmembrane transport. Bases 377 to 2305 code for a protein of 642 amino acids. Gene Ontology annotation, cellular component: membrane. The record is from RefSeq and is a predicted model, not a curated record. Lineage: Eukaryota; Metazoa; Chordata; Actinopteri; Clupeiformes; Clupeidae.
UGACUAACUGAUACUUGCCAAACCUGGCAUAUAGCCUAUAUCUAGGGGAUUAAAUGUGCUCGUUUGUUUGUGUGUUUUAGUUGGCCUAAUCUCAUAAUUGUAAAAUAUGAUGUGCCUGAGGUUGUACAGUGAGACGCUGACCGGGAUUGUUAAUCAGUGAUCCAGAUAGGCUAUUUUAUAACAUGCAAUAGGCCCGUUGAUAAUAAGUGCAACCUAGGCCUACGUUUGUAAUAAUAAUAAUAAUAAUAAUAAUAAAAGAAAAGUUGAACAGUUAAGCUAGAAAACAGUAGAAUUGUAUUUGAAUAGAUAGUCGGCUGCUGUAGCCUGACAAGUGUUGAGUCACGGUGAAGUGGCUUUAUAGCGAGCAACUUUGGUCAUGAUGUCGGAGGGUGAUGCCCAAGCCGAACUUCAGGCCCUCAUGGAGAGGAGGAUGUCAGAUAAAGAAACAAUAACCUUGCCUUUAGGUGAUUCUAAGGAGGCCAAUGGCACCUUGUUAGAACCACUGAAGGCUUGGGACCUCUGUCAUAGUGAUGAGUCAGGGGGAAGCUGCCACCCACCCUCCCCCUCCCUAAAGGCGUUCGGUGCAGAGAGGCAAAGGGGAAGACACAUUGACAACAUGGCUAUGCAACCAGACAGACCAACAUGGAGCAAACAGAUAGAGUUCACCCUAGCUGGGAUUGGGAAUGCUGUGGGUCUAGGCAAUGUUUGGAGGUUCCCCUACUUGUGUUACAGAAGUGGAGGAGGGGCUUUCCUGAUUCCUUACCUCUUCAUGCUGCUGGUUCUGGGAAUACCAUUACUUUACAUGGAGCUGAUAGUAGGCCAGUACCUGAGGAAGGGACCUGUUCAUGUCAUGGAGAAAGUGUGUCCGCUGCUUAAAGGUGUAGGCCUGGCAACUGUAGCCAUCUCCUUCAUCAUGUGCACUUACUACAACGUCAUCAUUACCUGGUCACUCUACUAUCUCUUCAGCUCUUUUCAGAGCCCUCUGCCCUGGCAGAGCUGCAACAACACCUGGAACACCCUAAACUGCACUGAUCAUGUUACUAACAGCUCCUACUCCACCACUGCCAGCCAGCAGUUCUUCAAUCAUAAAAUGCUGGAUCGGACGGGGGGGCUAGAGGAGGCAGGGACCCUCCGAUGGGAGCUCUUCCUGCUGCUGCUGCUUGCCUGGAUCCUCAUCUACCUCUGCAUCUUCAAAGGGAUCAAGUCUACUGGGAAGGUGGUCUACUUCACAGCAAUCUUCCCCUAUGUUAUCCUUAUUGCUCUUCUGAUCAACAAUGUGCAGCUGCCUGGGGCUAUGAAGGGCAUUAACUUUUUUAUUCUGCCUGUGUGGGAAAAACUGCUGUCACUUGAGGUAUGGGUCAACGCUGCUGCACAGAUCUUCAAUUCCAUUGGGAUUGGAUUCGGUGGCCUUAUGACUAUGUCCAGCUAUAAUUCUUUCAACAACAACGUUCUUAAAGACACUUUGGCAAUCUCCAUCAUAAACUCCCUGACCAGCAUUCUCGCUGGCUUUGUCAUUUUCUCAGCCUUUGGCUACAUGUCACAUCUGCAAAACAUCCCUGUUAGUGACCUGGCUGUGGACGGUCCAGGGCUUGUGUUUGUUGUGUAUCCCCAAGCCUUCGUCACCAUGCCAGUGGCUCCAUUCUGGGCCAUCAUCUUCUUCUUCAUGCUGCUGUGUCUCGGCCUGGACAGCGAAUUUGCAAUGGUGGAAGUCAUGGUAACUAGUUUGAUGGAUGGCUAUGGUAAACCGCUACUAAAGUAUUUCAGACUGAAGGAGAUACUGGUGCUGAUGGUCUGCUGUACUGCUUUUCUGCUGGGGAUACCUCAUGUCAUGCAGUGUGGGAUCUACAUAUUCCAGCUGAUGGACCAUUACACAGCUAUAGUGUCCAUCAUCUUCCUCGCAUUUUUUGAAGUGAUUGCAAUCUGCUGGGUUUUUGGUGUGAGACGGCUUACUGAUAGUCUUAUUGAGAUGACCGGAAAACCACCCUCCAUCUUCUUCAAAGUGUGCUGGUGGAUAAUAUGCCCAGUUUUGAUUGGAGUGAUCCUAGUGUUCUCAGUCAUCCAGUUUAAGCCGGCUCGCUACGAGGAUUACGUUUACCCACCCUGGGCUCAAGGAGUGGGUUGGGUGAUCGCUUUGGCCUCGAUCAUCUGGAUUCCACUGGCAGCCAUACAUACUUUGUGGGUCCUUCCUGGUUCUUUCAUGGAGAGAAUACGCAGGUCCCUCACUCCCUUCGGUUUGGAAAAGGUUCCAACCAUCCACCCAUCAGGAAGUAGAGAGUUAGUUCCAGAAUUGGCUGUGAAGCUUUAAAAUUGACAGCCAUUUGGGAAAGCUCUCUGCCUUGUCACCAUCACUCUCUAGACCAACCCUACUCCUUUCGUUACCACAUUACACUUCAACUUGGAUGGAUGCAAAGACAUUCCGUGGUGUGAUUGGAAGGCUACAGAUCUUUUUGUAUUCAUUCAGUUUACACCAUGGCUGUGGGCUCACUACUGUUGUAGUACUUCUCCCCAGGAGACUGUAGAUACUUUUGCAGAUCAGCUGUAUAUCCUCCCAUCUCCACCUCAAUCAAGGAUCAAUUGUGGACGUACAGGAGCUCUGCACGGCAGCCCUCAGAGCUAACUAAGGAUUUAUUACUGUAUGGUCGUCCCUCUGCGGGCUCACCAGGGUGUGGAUGAUUAACUUAGCUGGUAAAUUAUGUUAAAAGUUGAAGAAUUUUUUUUUUUUUCCAAAUGGAAAAUGUUUGUUUUUGUAUAAUCAGCAAGAGCCAAAGUGUUCUAUUUAAAAAGAAAGCGGUUUGGGGCCAGUGGGGCCCCACUUUUGGACAUAUUUGAAUACUACAUAUUUUCAACAGAUUUGUUACUACAAACUUUUAUUUAUAUUUAUUUAGAUAUAAAUACAUUACUUCUGUGUGAAUUUUUGGUAAGAAAUAAAUUCAUAUCAGUGCUUCCAGUGGACCUACUGUAUGUAGAUUGAGUUUUUAGUUUGACUCAUCUUAGUUUAGAGUUUUAUAAGAUGUUUUUUAAUACUGCGGAGUAAUAAGAAUGUUGUGUUCAAAUGUCUAUUCAGCUGUUAUUUUCCUUUUGAUCACAAGUCUCCGUUGUACAAGAAGAGAUAAGUUAUUCAAAGUCCAAAGGUGAAUGUCUUAAUUGUGACCAAAGUGACCGAAGGAGGGCUCAUGUUGUCUGUAUUAUCUCUCAGCAAAGUUGCUUAACAAACUGGCGGUAAACUAGGACAGAAAAGAAUAACUGAAUUUUACAUCACUGAACAUGUUUAAAUAACCAUGGGUAAAGGGCUGCAUACAUUUCUGUAAUCUUUCAUUAUGUGCACUACUGUGGGAUUAUAUUUGUUUGAUUUUACUUGUAUGUUAAUUGCUUACUUGGUAUGUUUUUGUAAAAUCUGUGUUUACAUGGCCUACAACAACUGUUCAUUUUAAGAGUAA